Molecule: messenger RNA, 716 nt
Organism: Paramuricea clavata
Lineage: Eukaryota; Metazoa; Cnidaria; Anthozoa; Malacalcyonacea; Plexauridae
Source: the annotation of a GenBank genome assembly
GCAAAUGUCAACAAGCACAAACUGACUUAAAGGAGCAGGUAACUGUGAAAAGAUAUCCUGUGCAAUCGCCCAACAUUUCAAACAAAAAACCGGCGAAACGGCAAUCAAUGUCACAAGAUGAUGAGAGUAUAGAAGAACCAGAGAUGGACGUGCCUGGCCCCAGUACAAUACAUCUAGACAUAGCUCAGUCAACUACGACUUCGACUCGCAGUGUAAGAAGCAGGCUCGAUUUUUCAUCGACCGCAAACUCAACUGUAAUCCCGUCUUCGACCCUGAUCACUGCACGUCAGAUAGAGAAAAUAACAGCAGCUGCACGAACAGAAGACGCCUCUGUCCUCGCGUAUAUAAUUAUGAAAUAUUGUCCCAACGUAGUUAGAGAGGUGAAGAGAAAAAUCACUGAUGAUAUAAAUGCGUCUUGCAAAAACCUUUGCCUUAGAAACAAAGGCUCUAUUUUACACGCUGGACGACAAGACUCAUGCGGCAUGAUGAUAAACUUCUCGUUUGAAAAGUUGUGGGAAGAAAUGGAGACCAAUAUCCCAUUUGUCAUGGAGAUUCUAAAUGCAAUCACUGGUGUUGAAGGAGGUAAAGCGAAGCAAGACCUACGAGUAAAGUACGGGUUUCUAUAUUCCAUUCUAAUGAAUGUACGUUGGCAUGAACUAAGUCUGAUUCAGCGAUUGAACACGCUUUGCUUAAUUGAAGGUGGCUGCUCAAAACAG